CCUCAGGUCCGGGAGAAAAGCGCUGGGGGAAAUGACUCUCUCUGUACUUAAACGCAGGGGAGAGACGAGUGGAGUGACUCACUUAAAACCGUUUACCCUUAAAAAGUGGUGACCCUUAUAUAAAGUGGACAGUGGCACUGGACUGUUACUCCAGUCUGUUCAAGAGGUUUUUGAUGGAACCAUACAGAAUAGAAGAGACAGCGCGAGUGUGCAAGAAUGGAAGGGAGAUGUGGUCCUUUACAUAAGCUGAGGCACAAACUCUACUUGCUCUUUGUGUCAUUGUCCAUUGUUUGUGUGCUGAAGCUUGUCUACGUAAAGGUCUCAUUGAAAAAACGAUUCUUCAUUGAGCCCUAUGGAAUUACAGUAAGAUCAUCCAAUUCUCAGUCUAACAAAGAUGCCAUUGACUGCACUGCCAUUUAUCAGCUGGAUCCAGUAGAAAUUGGCAAGUCUUUGGAGAUAAGGCGCAGAGACAUUGUGGAUUUGGAUGAUGAGAGUGUUGUGUCCUUUACUGAGGAUUGUCCAAAAUACCUAUCUGCAAGAGGUUAUAAUGGCAUCUCGGUGACUGACGAGGAGCGUGACUUUCCAUUGGCCUACUCUUUAGUAGUGCAUAAGAACAUGCCCAUGGUAGAGAGGAUUAUCAGAGCCAUCUAUGCACCAAACAAUAUAUACUGCAUUCAUUAUGAUCAGAAGUCCUCAAAAUCUUUUAUCGCAGGGGUGAAAAACCUGGCCAAAUGUUUCCCUAACAUAAUUAUUGCCUCCAAACUGGAAUCGGUGCAGUAUGCACACAUCACAAGACUUAGUGCAGAUCUCAAUUGCCUGUCAGACCUAAUGAGGUCAGAGGUCAGAUGGAAGUAUGCUAUCAAUCUUUGUGGGCAAGACUUCCCACUCAAGUCUAACUACAAGCUGGUGAAGGAACUGAAACAGCUGAAGGGUGCAAACAUGUUGGAGUCAAGCCGACCAAGUGAGCUAAAAAAACAACGCUUCAGCUUUCAACAUGAACUGAAAGAUGUUCCAUAUGAGUACCAGAAAUUACCCAUUAGAACUACGAUACCUAAAAGCCCCCCACCACAUGGCAUUGAGAUGUUUAUUGGAAGUGCCUACUUUGUCCUUUCUCGUGAUUUUGUCCGGUAUGUUCAGACUAGCCAACUGGCAAAAGACUUCUUAGAAUGGUCAUCUGACACCUACUCUCCAGAUGAGCACUUUUGGGCAACACUAGCACGAGUGCCCGGUGUGCCAGGAGAGAUCCCAAGGGCAGAGCCUGAUGUGACUGAUUUAAAGAGUAAAACCCGUCUGGUAAAGUGGAACUAUUUGGAAGGGUCUUUGUACCCCCCUUGCACUGGAAUGCAUAUGCGUAGUGUUUGCAUUUAUGGGGCUGCAGAACUCAGGUGGCUCUUGAACUAUGGCCACUGGUUUGCAAACAAGUUUGAUCCCAAAGUAGACCCUGUCCUCAUUCAAUGUCUUGAGGAAAAACUUGAAGAGAGUAAACUUCAACAUCGCUUGAAGACAGUUUUAUAAAAGAGGAGUAGGGAUUGAAGACCCUUAUUUAUGACCUAAUUUAGGGAUCUAGAGGGGGUUUAUGCUUUUGUUCUUGUUUCCAACUAAAACUGUCUGACACCUAUUAUAAAGCAAAAACAUAAUGUUUUGUGUAGGGCUUUCUUUCAUAUGCUGGUGAAAUGUUCUAAACAAUACAAAGUACAAAAAUAAUUAAAGCAUUUUGCCAUCUGCAUCAAACCAAAACUUUACAUCCAUGGCCAUUUAAAGUGCCUUUCAGCUCCCAUUUAGAGAUUGUUGCCUUACUAAAGACCUAUGAAACAUCUUAUUAAAAAGCACAUUCAUAGAGUGCCCAAUAUUCUACCUCAGUUGUCUAUUAUAAUUUAUUCCUAAAGAUAGGUUUAAAUGAAUGUUUCCUUAUUGUAGUGACCUUUUUGUGUUUUAGAUACAGAUAUUGUCUCAUAACCCUUUCUUUCAUAAGUCUUUCACAUGUAGAGCAUUGACAGUCUGUAUGUGUGAGACAAACCAAUGACGCUUUUUCCAUACACAAAAUAUUAGUUAGCAAGAUUUCUAACAGGAACCAAAGUCAACAAUCAUAAUUCACUAAAGAACAGUUAGGUGAAAGAAUAUUUCUCUUGUUUUAAUAAAUUUAUAGUAAAGAGAAAUGCUUUGUUAAAUGUAUCACUUUGGGCCAAUAUUUAUGUUUUUUUGCUAAGGGAUGUGCAAAAAGUAGAAGAAAUUGACCUCAAUAGCCAUUAAAAUGCCUUUCAGCUGUUAUUUAGUACUUGUGCAUUAAUCAUCUGUCUAUUUCAGUCAGCUGCUCUGGUCACACCUAUUUAGUCAAUCUUUAUAUAGGUUGACAUUCUCUUUUUAAUUUCAGCAUAUGUAGUUUAAACAUUUUUGAAAGUCACAAUGAAUCAGAUUUUUAUUAUAAAAGUUAUUCAUAUCUGUAAAAGUAUCAGAGAUUUUAUUUUUAUUGCUAUGUCCAGAACUUAAACCAGAUAUUUCUUUUGUAAAUUAUGGAUAACUGUUAUUGUUGGUUUUCAGUUGCUGUUGCUGUGAACUGAGGUUGUAGUGUUUGACACUGUGUUUCCUGCCUGUGAUUUCUGCUGAAAACUGCAAAAAAAUGUCUAUCAUAGCAUAAACCUUUAUAUACCAAGUGUUGCUGCUAAGUGACUAUAUAUCACGCUGUUGUUCUCAAUACAGUUCUGUAAUUCUGUAAUUACAUCAUAUGGUUCAUCUAUACAUGGGCAGCAAUGGGUAUGUAGAGGUACUUUUUCAACAAAAGGAAGCCAAGAAAUGUAUUUGGGGGGAUAAUCACAUGAUAUCUAUUAUAUAAACUUUCUUUUAGAUUCAUUGCAUGAUUAAUUUCUCAUUACCAUCAAGUACAUGAUGUUCUCCAUACUGAUCUUUUUUAGCAGUUGUCUACAUUGAAUUCCUCAAACAAAGGUGAAAACAAUUAACAAAUCUUCUGUGCUAGUCUUUCUGUUAUAGAUUUAGUCCUGUACUUCAUACAGGUCCUGUAUA
This is a messenger RNA of Hemibagrus wyckioides, 3018 nucleotides long. RefSeq names its product glucosaminyl (N-acetyl) transferase 4a (gene gcnt4a). Gene Ontology annotation, molecular function: acetylglucosaminyltransferase activity. The record is from RefSeq and is a predicted model, not a curated record. The transcript has 3 exons. Bases 217 to 1515 code for a protein of 432 amino acids. Gene Ontology annotation, cellular component: membrane. NCBI's taxonomy places the organism in Eukaryota, Metazoa, Chordata, Actinopteri, Siluriformes, Bagridae.